Molecule: messenger RNA, 1958 nt
Organism: Brassica oleracea var. oleracea
Lineage: Eukaryota; Viridiplantae; Streptophyta; Magnoliopsida; Brassicales; Brassicaceae
Product: inositol transporter 4-like
Exons: 7
Coding region: 633-1805 (390 amino acids)
Biological process (GO): transmembrane transport
Cellular component (GO): membrane
Molecular function (GO): myo-inositol:proton symporter activity
Source: RefSeq, a predicted model, not a curated record
CAACAAUAGACAAAUCCGUCGUUGAUCGGAAGGUGAAAGCUCCGUCACCGUCUCUUCUCCUUCAUCUCGUUCUCAUGACGCCACCGAGACCACCGUCAGGGAGACAAAGGCCGCUGCGUUAUUAAUCAGAUUCAGAGAGAACAGAAGGUAGCGGCAGUUGGGACACGCUUGAAUGGAACAAACUCAAUUCGCAGCACACAGCUUCAGGUUCAAGUUCAACAUCUUUCGCUAAUUUGAGUUGCUUGCUCGAAUCCGAGAGGGUCAUCGUUGAGAUUCUCUUGGUUUUGAAGAUCAUUCUUACUCUUUGAUGCUUUUACUACACAGAAGCUCAUAGGAAAUAUGGUGGAAUUGGAACUCUUCUUGUGAUCAAGGUCUCUCCUGAAUCAGCAAAGCCAAUUUGGAGAACUGGUGGCAGAUCCAGUUACUAAUGAGCUGCUUCAUUACACCGAGAAACCCGAAACUUUUGUCAGUGACCGUAUUAACUGCUGUGUUUAUGUAUUUACACCUGACAUUUUUACUGCCAUAAGACUAAGAGAUGUUUCCUCUCAAAGGAAAGACACAGCAAUUCUGAGACGUGUUUCCAGCUUUGAAGCUCUUCAACCGGCAACAAGACUCCGGGAACAUGGAGGUGGAUGUUGGGAGUUGCGGGAGUUCCGGCGAUAGUUCAGUUUGUGUUGAUGCUGUCACUGCCGGAGUCUCCACGGUGGCUAUACAGAAAAGACAGAGUUGCGGAGUCGAGAGCGAUUCUCGAGAGAAUAUACCCGGCGGAGGAGGUGGAGGCGGAGAUGGAGGCGUUGAGAGAGUCUGUGGAGGCGGACGAGGCCAUCAUCGGAGAUAGUUUUGGCGCCAAACUCAAAGGAGCGUUUGCGAACGCUGUCGUCCGACGUGGACUCGCGGCUGGUGUUACGGUCCAGGUGGCGCAACAGUUUGUGGGGAUCAACACGGUGAUGUAUUACAGUCCCUCCAUUGUGCAGUUCGCUGGUUACGCGUCCAACAGUACAGCCAUGGCUUUGUCUCUUAUAACUUCUGGUCUUAACGCGAUUGGUUCGAUUGUGAGCAUGAUGUUUGUGGAUCGGUACGGGAGAAGGAAGCUGAUGAUCAUCUCUAUGUUUGGGAUCAUAUCGUGUCUUAUUAUCUUGGCCACGGUGUUCUCACAAGCGGCCAUUCAUGCGCCCAAGAUCGAUGCAUUGGAGUCAACCACGUUUUCUCCAAACGCUACUUGUCCAGCGUUUGCGCCGCUCGCGACCCCAAACGCUCCUCCCUCGGGUUGGAACUGCAUGAAGUGUCUCAGGUCCGAAUGUGGGUUCUGCGCCAGCGGAGUACAGCCGUAUGCGCCAGGAGCAUGCGUGGUGUUAUCAGACGACAUGAAGGCGACGUGUCACUCAAAGGGAAGAACGUACUUCAAAGAUGGGUGUCCUAGCAAGUUUGGAUUCUUGGCAAUAGUGUUUUUGGGGCUUUACAUUGUAGUGUACGCACCAGGUAUGGGGACUGUCCCAUGGAUUGUCAACUCUGAGAUCUAUCCGCUUAGAUAUAGAGGUCUUGGAGGAGGAAUAGCUGCCGUCUCGAAUUGGGUCUCUAAUCUGAUUGUGAGCGAGAGCUUUCUCUCACUCACACAUGCGCUCGGCUCCUCUGGGACUUUCCUUCUCUUUGCUGGCUUCUCAACGGUUGGACUCUUCUUCAUUUGGCUGCUCGUGCCUGAGACCAAAGGACUUCAGUUUGAGGAGGUCGAGAAGUUGCUCGAGGCUGGCUACAAACCUAGUCUCUUACGGCGGAGGAACAAGGCCAAAGGUGCUGAUACGGCUUAAGAUGAAGUCUUAAAUUUUUUCUCUUUUCUUAUUAUUACUACGACCAAUUCCAAUUUCUUUUGUAUGAGUCUCAAGGAAUACACUGUAUCAAGAACUCUUUAAAACCUCAAAAGAAUACGUGAUUUAAUACAAAACUAGACCUUCGCGCGGAUA